CUCUGGGAAACUUGACAUUUGAGCUUGAGUUUAUAGCUACAUCAGCUCGGCUACUCCUUAUAAUGUCUUAAAACUGCUGAAGUAUUACAUGAGGAUCGGUUGAAAAUGAUAAUCGGUGAAUGCUAAUGCAGGCAAAAGAAAUUGUGUGGUGAAGAAGACUGUAAACGAUGUGGCGAUUCAGACAUGGAUCAACCUUGCUUAGGCAAGACUGAUUGUUCAAUUUGCCAUUCUAGCAAAGGUGUUCUUUGCCGAGGUUGUCUUAAGAACCGAUAUGGUGAAGAAAUGGAGGACGUGAGAGACAAUAAAGAAUGGAUAUGUCCUCAUUGUACUGAACAAAAAGGCAUCAAUCCAUAUUGGAUAUGUAACAGCUCAUUGUGCCUAAAGAAGCGAAAGAUGGCUCCAACUGGGAUUGCCAUAUUCAGAGGUUUGUAUGUUUGUCACUAGUUACUUGAGGUUUUGUUUUGCUCAUAUCUGUUGUUAUGUAGUCUGUGCACUGAGAUUUUUCUAAUUUCUUGUC
Capsicum annuum is the source of this 517-nucleotide messenger RNA. RefSeq names its product cell division cycle-associated protein 7. The coding region runs from base 184 to 444 and encodes 86 amino acids. NCBI's taxonomy places the organism in Eukaryota, Viridiplantae, Streptophyta, Magnoliopsida, Solanales, Solanaceae. The record is from RefSeq and is a predicted model, not a curated record. Gene Ontology annotation, biological process: regulation of DNA-templated transcription. Gene Ontology annotation, cellular component: nucleus. The transcript has 4 exons.